AUGGCGUUUUACCUAGGCGAGCUUCGCGAUGUCCUGUCCCAGCUCAACACGAAACGCGACCUGACCAAGUCGUCAGCGGAAGCCCUAAACGGCAUGAAGCGGCUGAAAACGGCUCUGGACGAUCUUAAGAAGCUGACUAAGGACCACACGGAGUGCAGCCGGCUGUUCUUAAUCUUCGACACGGACAAAUUAGUCGGCGACUUGCAGCGGAUGGUUCAGGAGGUGGGUCACGAUCUGAACCUCAUGCCGGUCCUGAGUAUCAUGUCGUCGCUACCGACGGACGUCGCGAAUCGGCUGACCGACCUCCGCGGCCGAAUGCGGGUCGCGACGUUCGAUUCGGAACCGGAAGUUGCGGAGCUGUCGCUGGCGUUGGAGGAUGGAGUUACGAGGAACAGCAAGAAGGUCGCGACGGCGCUGGUGGAGCGCGUGUUGAAAUUCCUAGGGAUGCCGUCGUCGCAAUCGGAUGUGCUUAAGGAGGAAGUGCAACGGGAUCUGCUCGUAGCGGAGAAGGAAGAGCGGUGGAUGGACGUGGAUAAGCUAACAGAGUUAAAAACCCUCGUUAGCCUCGCGAGUAUUUCCAGUGAAGCGCCGAUCACGCAGACGUUUUCGCGGCUCGCGCUGCGGCUCCGGGAGGAGCUCGGGAUGGCGGUUCCGGAUAAUUUCAAGUGCGCGAUGACGGGCGAGGUGAUGCGAGAUCCGGUUACCCUGGUCGAAACCGGCGACACGUACAAUCGCAACGCAAUCGAAAACUUCUUCGCGAAGGGGAAGCGCGUGUGUCCCAAGUCCGGGAAGCACCUUAAAAGCGUGGAGCUGGUCUGUAACGUGGAAAUCCGAAAGGGCAUCGAGGAGAGUUACGACUCGCUGAACCGAAAGACGCUGGACGAGGCGGCGCGCACAUUAAGAGACGGCAUGGAGCAACGAGCGGCGGAGGCCGCGGCGGCGGCGGAAGCGAGAGCAGCCGCGCUAGCCGCGGGGGGGGAAGCGGCGGAGGCGAUUUUGGCGGAGGAAGCGGCGAAGGCGGAAGAGGAGCGGAAGAAAGAGGAGGAGAAAAAAGCCGCCGCGAAGAAGAAAAAGAAAGGCCCGGAGCCGCCGCCAAAGGAGGAGCCGAAGGAGGCGAGCGGAGGGGAGAGGGAGGAGGAGGCGGUGGAGGCGAUGGCGCAGCUAUCGUCGCAGGAUAAGAAGUACGCCGCGGAGCUCGCGGAGAUUGGCGCCGUGGUGCCGCUGGUGCGGCUGGUGACGGAGAGAGGCGCGGGGCCGGUCCGGGAGGGCACGGUGACGGUAUUGAGGAACAUCGCGAGCCUGGGAGAGGCAGAAGCUACGUCCAUAUCAGACGCGGGGGGCAUUCCCCCGAUGAUCCACCUCAUCACGCACGAUACUCCAGACGUGACGCCAGCCAUCCAGGUGAUCCUAGAGCUCUCGCGCUUCCCGGCGCUGCGGCAGGCGGUGACGGACGCGAUGGGGGUGGUGGAGAUGAUAAAGCUGCUCAACUGGCACCAGGAGGACGACAAGGGCGCGCUGCUGGAGGCCGUGCUGGAGACGUACUGGCGCGACGAACCCUACGUCGCCAUUCAGAUGGCUUCUGUGGGCAUGUUCAAGCCGCUCGUCGUGCUGCUCGAACCAGAGAGCGACAUGGAGACGAGGAUGACGAUGGCGGACGGGGUCAUGACGUGGGGAGUGAACAAGGCCCACCGCGUCUCCCUCGUGCAGUGCGGGGUGCUGCCCCCUCUCGUCGCCCUGCUCAACGACGGGCCCCCAGAGGGCAAGGCGGCCGCUGCUCGAGCCAUAGAGCACCUCUCCCACACCGAUCUCAACCGCAUGGCUCUGGCCAAGGCGGGCGUGAUCCCCGCGCUCGUUAAAGCCCUCGCUCGCGGGUCCGCUGAGGUGAAGAACGCCGCGCAGGCCACCCUGGCGAAUCUGGCAAUGGACGACCAGGAUUUGGACGCGCUGGACGAGGACGGGACGGCCGUUAGAUUGAUCACGAUGCUGCGGGCGGGCCCGCAGACGAACCGGGACUACGCGGUGAGAACGCUGGAGUGUAUGGCGAAGGAGAGUAAGUCCAUGCGGGCCGCGGUGAUGGAGGAUGACGGUGCGGUUACUGCUAUUUUCGAGGUGUUACAGGAGAGCGCGUCGCACUUUGCGGCGGGCAGCUUGCGGUCGUCGGCGCUGCUGCUGCUGGGCCACCUGUGCCAGGAGCACAACGCAGCAGAGAUGAUGUGCGCUCCCCCAGAAGUAGUCAAGACUCUCGCCACGCUCCUCGCACGGCCGCUCCCUGGGGAGGAGCGGGAGGCGAUAGUGAUUGUGCUUGGGACAAUGGCGGGGAACAAGCAGAUGCGGCCGCUGGUGCGGGUAGAGGAGCAGGUGUUCACUCUCAUGCAGAAGUUUCUGAAUUUGAACCCAGGGGCGGGUCCUGCCUCGUCGUCAGGCCCGGGGAGCUCCAAUGCUGCGAGCUCGGCUCGGUUGCAGGAGGCGAUCCUGUCCGGCUUGUCGAAGCUCGCCGAUCCGGAUGAUAUAGAGGCGCAGCAGAUAGUGGCUCGGCUGGGGGUGAUUCAUCUUGCCGUGCAUUAUCUCAAGAUGGGGCCUGAUGUCAUGCGAAUCCCCUCUGCUGUGCUGCUAGGGAACCUCUCGCAUUCCACGCCGAAGCUCGUCGACCAAACCUCGCUCGACCGCAGGCUCGGCAAGGCCAUGACCUGGAAGCUCAACUUCUCCCGGUCCAACUCGCGAGCCUCGGCGAGCACCGGCGGGACAGGCUCGGGAGCCAGCCCUGUGAUGACGGGAACAGACAAACUCCGAUCCUGCAAGGUGCACGGCGGGAAAUGCAGCCUGGAAUCCACCUUCUGCCUGGUCGAAGGCGACAUCGUCCCGAUCCUACUAGAGCUGGUUCGGCGGAGCGAGAAUCGGGUAGCCGAGGUCUGCCUAGCCUCGGUGGCGACCCUGUUAGCAGACGAAGGGGACCACGAGCGAGCAGCGGACCUCCUAGUCAAGCUAGACGUGAUUGAAGCGGCAGCGGGGGUGGUGGGGCGGACCAAGGAGCUGACCAAGUGGGCGGUGUAUAUCCUGGAGAAGGUGUUUGCAAUUAAGAAGUACCGCGCGCCCAAGUACUCCCAGCCUGCAGUGACGGCGCUGGGGCGGUUCAUGACGACGGCCACAGGGCAGGGCAGGAAGACGGCCGCUGAGACGCUCAUGCGGUUGAAUAUUCUCCCCAAGGGGUCGUUUGACCUGUGA
Molecule: messenger RNA, 3222 nt
Organism: Closterium sp. Naga37s-1
Lineage: Eukaryota; Viridiplantae; Streptophyta; Zygnematophyceae; Desmidiales; Closteriaceae
Source: the annotation of a GenBank genome assembly